UAUCGCUUCCAUAGGUGCAGACCGCUGCCAAUUGGAACUUCAGACCAAACUUGGGAUUAAUUUGCAAAGCAUCGCAUCGCAUCACGUCAAAGACGAUAUCUACGGAGGAUCUACACAAUCACAAUAUCAACCACUCAAAAAAGGUAGGUGCACUUUACAACUUUUUUUUCGGUGGUUCUGGUUCUGGCGCUGGUUCUGCCAGGUACGGGUGAUCGACUUUCUCCCUCCCAUUGGCUACACGUAGAGUACCGCGAACUCUCCUCCAUCAACCGCGCCCGCGAUCUUCUGCAAAUCCCGUCGCAUCACAAACUCUUCCAAAAAUGACCAAACUCGAUUCUCAAGUCGCGGCGGUACUCGACCGCAAGGCCGUAGAUUCAGAUGAUGAAGAUGCCCUCAUUGCCUCCCUCGAGGACUCGCCCGCGAUGGAUGCCUUCCGAGAACAACGAAUCCAGCAGCUGCACGCCGAGUUCUCUCGCGCAAAGUCGCAGAAGAAGCAGGGCUUUGGAAAUUAUACCGAGAUCAAGGAAGAAAAGGCUCUGAUGGAUUUAACCACCGAAGUCAAAUACGCCGUAGUUCAUUUCGCAAAGGACGAUUUUGCACGAUGCGGGGUCAUGGACGGGCAUCUCGAGGUGUGAAACGCUCUUCUUUGCGGGAUGAGAUCAUGAGCAAGCGCUGAUGAUCGGCAGACUUUGGCUCCCAAGCAUUUCGAUACCCGGUUCUUGAAAAUGAACGUGGAAAACGCCCCGUUUCUGGUUACGAAACUGAAGAUUCAAGUCCUCCCAUGUGUUCUGGCUUUCAUCGGUGGCAAAAGUGUUGAUCGAAUUGUUGGCUUUGAAGGCCUAGGAUAUACACGGGAUACAUUCACGACCCGAGAUUUGGAGGCGAGAUUACUGGCAUCCGGCGUGCUACAGAGAGCAAAGGCGACCAAGGAAGAAGAUGCUGGUAGAGGAGCCAGAAAGGCACAAGAGGAAGAAGACGAUGGGGAUGAUUGGGAUUAA
Messenger RNA from Hymenoscyphus albidus, 998 nucleotides. The record is from the annotation of a GenBank genome assembly. NCBI's taxonomy places the organism in Eukaryota, Fungi, Ascomycota, Leotiomycetes, Helotiales, Helotiaceae.